Messenger RNA from Limulus polyphemus (Atlantic horseshoe crab), 1663 nucleotides. Its product is annotated as tubulin alpha chain. Gene Ontology annotation, molecular function: structural constituent of cytoskeleton; GTP binding. The record is from RefSeq and is a predicted model, not a curated record. The transcript is spliced from 4 exons. Gene Ontology annotation, cellular component: cytoplasm; microtubule. NCBI's taxonomy places the organism in Eukaryota, Metazoa, Arthropoda, Merostomata, Xiphosura, Limulidae. The coding region runs from base 157 to 1509 and encodes 450 amino acids. Gene Ontology annotation, biological process: mitotic cell cycle; microtubule cytoskeleton organization.
CGUGAUUGGUUUAGUUUAGAUUAUAAACUGACGCACAACAAAUUUACCGUUAUAGUUCUUUGUGGCGAGGAUCGUAACUCUACUCGCAACACAAAUUAUUAAGUCAGACUUAAGUUUUUAUUGAAAAAAUUCGUUCUUCUGAUAAAAUAAUAUAAGAUGCGUGAAUGUAUUAGUAUCCAUGUUGGUCAAGCCGGUGUCCAGAUUGGGAAUGCGUGUUGGGAACUGUACUGUUUAGAACACGGUAUUCAGCCUGAUGGUCAGAUGCCAAGUGACAAGACCAUUGGUGGAGGUGACGAUUCUUUUAACACUUUCUUCAGUGAAACGGGGGCUGGGAAGCACGUGCCCCGGGCUGUGUACGUGGAUCUAGAGCCCACGGUAGUUGACGAGGUUAGGACCGGUACCUAUAGACAACUGUUCCAUCCAGAACAGUUGAUAACCGGCAAGGAGGAUGCAGCCAACAACUAUGCUCGGGGUCAUUACACUAUCGGUAAAGAAAUAGUUGACCUGGUUCUGGACAGGAUCCGUAAGUUGGCUGACCAGUGUACGGGACUCCAAGGUUUCCUCAUCUUCCAUAGCUUUGGUGGUGGUACAGGUUCGGGAUUUACCUCCUUGUUGAUGGAAAGGUUGUCCGUGGACUAUGGAAAGAAGUCAAAGCUGGAGUUCUCUGUGUAUCCAGCUCCUCAGGUAGCGACUGCCGUUGUUGAGCCUUACAACUCCAUUCUGACCACUCACACGACCUUGGAGCACUCGGACUGUGCUUUCAUGGUGGACAACGAGGCCAUAUACGAUAUUUGUAGACGUAACUUGGACAUCGAACGUCCGACGUACACAAACCUGAACCGGUUGAUCGGCCAGAUCGUUUCUUCCAUCACGGCAUCUCUGAGGUUCGAUGGAGCCCUGAAUGUCGAUCUCACCGAGUUUCAAACCAACUUGGUGCCCUACCCUCGUAUUCACUUCCCCCUCGUCACUUACGCCCCUGUAAUUUCGGCAGAGAAGGCGUACCACGAGCAACUCACCGUUUCCGAGAUCACCAAUGCUUGUUUCGAACCGGCCAACCAGAUGGUCAAGUGCGACCCUCGACACGGCAAGUACAUGGCCUGUUGUCUUCUCUACCGAGGGGAUGUCGUUCCUAAAGACGUGAACGCUGCCAUUGCCGCCAUUAAAACUAAAAGAACCAUUCAGUUUGUGGACUGGUGUCCAACAGGAUUUAAGGUGGGCAUCAACUACCAACCACCCACUGUUGUCCCCGGAGGUGACCUUGCUAAGGUUCAACGUGCUGUCUGCAUGUUGUCCAACACCACUGCCAUUGCCGAAGCCUGGGCACGACUGGACCACAAGUUUGACCUCAUGUAUGCCAAGAGAGCGUUUGUACACUGGUACGUUGGGGAGGGCAUGGAAGAGGGGGAGUUCUCUGAAGCUCGAGAAGACUUGGCAGCACUGGAGAAAGAUUACGAAGAGGUUGGUCUCGACUCGACAGAAGGGGCAGAAGACGAAGGAGAAGAGUUCUAGAGUUUCUAUUGGGGGGGGGGGGGGUGAGUACCCCAAAUAUUUCGUUUAUGCUUUCAAUAAAGAUUCUGGCUUCCAUACUAUAUUCCAGUUUUAUGUUUCAGUAUUGCGUAAUAUAUGUACUUCCAAAACUGUAAUAAAGGAUUUUCUUGAGUUA